CCUGGGCGUCAGGCAGAUAGUAUUUUCCCACUCUAGGGACUCUGCCAACUUUGACAAUGCGAAGCCAGGAGUAUAGUGGCGGACCAUAUCGAUCUCCAAAAGGUUCCAAACAAAGUCGGAUCUAUUUCAUGGUCUACCCCCAUGCCGCGGUGCCAAACGCAACUUCUUCGCUUCCAUAGUCUGUCUCCUACAGAUACCAACCAAUCGACUCUAGGCAGCCUCAGAAUGGCCCCAUUCAUUGUCAAUGAUUCGAUAGUCACAGGGUAUUCCGCCUGCUACAGCGGCCGUCUUAUAUCUCUCCACGCCCACGUUGAGGGAGAGGACAUGGUCUUUUAUAAGGACGUCGAUGCCUAUCACAAGUAUGCGGUAUGGAUUUACACGCCACUCGACUCGGGCGAGUUUAUCUCGGAGGUCUGGAAACUACUUGGUAGACAAUACCAUGGUGUGGCCAUAUUGUUCAGAACCAAUAGAGGCCGGGUAACCACAGUAGGGCCGCACUUAUUACUAUGGAGGCCUCCCACCGCGUGGACUCGCAUAUUCACAUCUGCAAAUACCCCGACUCGGGUCUAUUUUAACGACUCCCCUGCCGGCAUUCACCACCUGGCGACCAACCAAUCUACCAUCCAUCACGGAUUUCCCGCGCUGCCAAAUCCACUGUCUCCCUAUCCGAAACGAGGAUCUAUUGGGAAUUAUUUCUAUACCCUUGCCUUACUCGAAAACGUUGUGGAAAUUGUCCUCUGCCAGAGGGAAUUUUCGACUCACUCGCAAAUCACCGGGCUGCUCAUCCGCUAUUCCAACGGCAACCAAGCCUCCGUCGGGGAGUUCCGCCUGGACCGUGCCGGCACGACUCUGCGGGUUGACGGUUCUCGGGAGCUAUGCCUGGGAUUCGCACGGACAGAAUUCAAGCACCCGUACCUGGCAAAGGCCGAGCUGUUCCCGCCGGCCGACAGGGCAUCGUAUGAGUGGCUGGAUUUGCCCUGGACGGGGAGACUGGAGUGGUGGUUUUCCUUCCGACUGUGCAAGAUAAACCACGCCGGUCGAGGAAGCCCGUCGCUAGUCUGAACCCCCUGCGGCAUUGUCUCGCAGGCGGGCGCCACGGCCAUCACAGACAUUACGUUAGAAGUCCAGCUUGCACGGUCUCGAUUGCGGGAGAAACUGC
Messenger RNA from Phialemonium atrogriseum, 1159 nucleotides. RefSeq lists its product as uncharacterized. The transcript is spliced from 3 exons. NCBI's taxonomy places the organism in Eukaryota, Fungi, Ascomycota, Sordariomycetes, Cephalothecales, Cephalothecaceae. The record is from RefSeq and is a predicted model, not a curated record. Bases 142 to 1062 code for a protein of 306 amino acids.